Penicillium daleae is the source of this 1044-nucleotide messenger RNA. RefSeq names its product zinc-binding alcohol dehydrogenase family protein. Gene Ontology annotation, molecular function: oxidoreductase activity, acting on NAD(P)H. The coding region runs from base 1 to 1044 and encodes 347 amino acids. The record is from RefSeq and is a predicted model, not a curated record. NCBI's taxonomy places the organism in Eukaryota, Fungi, Ascomycota, Eurotiomycetes, Eurotiales, Aspergillaceae. The transcript has 6 exons.
AUGAAAGGCAUUAUUGCGGAAUACGAGAAAGCUCCUCUUCGGAUCACUGACGAUUUAGAGCUUCCUGAGCCGUCAACAAAUCAGAUCCUAAUCAGAUCACUCUACACCGCAGUUAAUCCAGUUGAUCAUAUGAUGAUUAACAUGGGAAUUCUCGUCGAGAGCUGGCCUUUUGUUCCAGGCUGUGACGCUGCUGGAAUUGUCGUCAAGGUCGGAGAACAGGCAGCGUCAAUAUUCAAAGUUGGUGACGAAGUCUGCGGAUGCACCCGCUUGGGCACGAAGGGAUAUUCCACUUGCCAGGAAUUUUUCAUAAUGGACGCCGCUUUGACUAUCCCGAAACCUAAGAAUCUCAGCCUUGCCGAAGCAGCAGCCAUAGGAGUUGGUAUCGAGACUGCUGCUUUGGGAAUUUUCAAUGGCUGUAAGAUUCCUCUUCCCGAUCUCGACAGUCUCCCUGUGCCAAAAGAUGAAUGGGCUGUGGUCCUUGGAGGUGCCAGUACCGUUGGGCGCUUCGGUACCCAACUUUUCAAACUUCUCGGCUAUAAAGUCAUCGCUUCAUGUGGCACAAAGUCGUUUCAGACUGUAAAAGAAACCGGCGCAGAUGCGGUUUUUGAUUACAAGACAUCCACCGCAGAACAAGUUGCAGAGGCUCUCAAAGUCAUUGGCGAGUCUAGGGCAAACCUUCACUAUGUUCUUGAUGCCGCUGCUGGAGGCGUAGAAUUCGCACGCCUACUAUUCAAGGAACUUCCGGAGGUUCCCAAGUACUUUGCUACAACCAAUGACUGGAGUGGCAUUACGGAUUUUGAAGGUGGGAGAUCGCAUUGUAUUCAGCUUGGAAUUAUUGGAAGAGAUUACGCAAAAGAAACCAACGAAGCCCUGGCCAGAUAUAUUCCUAUUUUGACCAAGCUUUUCGAGUUGGGCAAGCUCUUUCCAGGCCCCUACAUCGAGAUUGGAAAUGGAGGAUUUGAAGCCGUCCUGGAAGCCUUUGAGUAUCAGAAGUCUGGCUUGGCAGGUUCUAAGAAGGUUGUUGUCAAAGUACAAGAAAAUUGA